Molecule: messenger RNA, 1250 nt
Organism: Dichomitus squalens LYAD-421 SS1
Lineage: Eukaryota; Fungi; Basidiomycota; Agaricomycetes; Polyporales; Polyporaceae
Exons: 7
Coding region: 30-1088 (352 amino acids)
Source: RefSeq, a predicted model, not a curated record
AUUCCUCCCAUUGUAGCAUCAUCCCCGAUAUGUUUGUUAAACCGAAUGAUGCCUUGAACACAAUCGUGGAGAAGGUCGUCAUCAAAUCCUUCGUCAUCUGGUAUGACAACUCGUCACCGACUCGCAACAAAGCACAAGCCAUCAAGAUGAUGUUCGAAGCCAGCGAGUUCAUCGAAGAGCAUAAGGACUCCAUUCAAAGAGAAGACUUCCAACAUCUAGUAAAGUUGACUAAGCGCUUCGACCAUGCAAAACAAAACACCAAAACGCGAUGGCGGGACUUGGCGAAGCAUCCGAUCAAGACGUACAACCAUGCGCGCGAGCUCAGGGGAUUGUCAAACCAGCUCAUGGAUGACGCAAUGACUGCUUCUGCUCGGGGAAAGGUAGAACGGGCAGAACGAGAACGGCGUGCAGCAGCCGAAGCCCAUAAGACUGAGGUGGCUAAGUCAAGCAACAAUACCCAGAGCCCUCGGGCGCCCCCAAACCCUGCGAUUAUCGCGCCGACGGGUAGCGCUGUUCACACCGCUAAUGACCUGCCUCCUGGGUGUCCUCAAGCGAUAGAGUCUAGACAAGUGCCUGCCGCUGCACAGGCAGGCGUGCCACUUCGCAUCUCCACUCCUAACGGACAUGUGGAGUUUCCCGCCAACAUCGGUAUAACAGCAACAUAUCACCAAGGGUACAGUGUUUUCAAAGUCAUUCCUGACACGCAAAAUCCUGCCCAAGCCAGCGAACAGAAGACGAUCAGAAGAUCCGUGUCUAUUUACUCAGUGACACAGACGAAGCGUGUUGUGACCUCUAAUCGCUCUAAGAAACGUCACACCACCAAGUCGCACACGAGCGGAAACGAGAGCGAGAAUGAGACUGAGGGCACAGACGACGAUGUCGUCCUCGGUCAACAAACCGCCUCAGAGGAACUUGAGGUUGUCAAACUCACCGACGAAGAGGCGGAGGCCUUCGAAGAUGCCCUCGAGGAUUUUCUUGAAGCCUCUGACGAAUUUACCGUCCAGGGGUUUGACGAAACCUCUGAUACACCUGCAGUAGACGAACAGGCAGACGCCUCUGACUGUACAUGUUCCCCCGGGCCUCAGUGAAGAAGGUGCGAUCUGAUGUAUAUGUAUUGUACCACGUUAGGUGACCCGACCUGUAGCCGUACUGGCAUAAUCUGGUGGCACUGUUGCUUAAAUCUCGUCUAUGUAGCUCUGUUUUAGGACGUCAGUCAAUGUUGAGAUCAGUUGUCGAUAUCAAAUGUCCUU